Molecule: messenger RNA, 2867 nt
Organism: Gadus chalcogrammus (walleye pollock)
Lineage: Eukaryota; Metazoa; Chordata; Actinopteri; Gadiformes; Gadidae
Product: E3 SUMO-protein ligase ZBED1-like
Exons: 2
Coding region: 643-2511 (622 amino acids)
Molecular function (GO): DNA binding; protein dimerization activity
Source: RefSeq, a predicted model, not a curated record
UGUCGCAAUAAUCGCAAAAAUGAAAUAUCGCGAUAUUUAGAGCACACCGCGGUAGAUAAUGGGCCACCGCGAUCACCGCAUAUGACCUGGUGCGGGUUGCGCGUUCAUGAAACUGACCGUGGAAUUCUAGAAUGAAACGUGCGUUGCCAUGAUACCCAUUCAUUAACGUUCAUUACUCUACUUCAUUUAAGAAUGCUCGAUUCUGAUUGGCUGGGAGGGGUGCAUUAAUCCGGCAUAUUGCCCGCUGACUUGUCGGUUCUACUUGCUGCUGACUGAGCACAACCUUGUGUGGUUGGUUGCUAUAGAAACGCGUUACCUACAGUUGAGCUAACGUUAUUCACCGUAGUUCUAAAGGGAACUACUUUUCGAGGGAGAUGAACUUAAACAGAGCAUACAUUUAAUAAGCAUGCAAUACGAAUAAGAAAAAGGCUAAUUAUUAAAGUAUAUGAAUUGUUUUAUUAUGUUGGCCGGCGCGAAUAAACGGAAUAAUCACCUCAAGGCAGGGCAAUAAACAGUUUGAUAUGCCCGGCUCGCGGAAGGUUACCGCCCGAGACGAUUGCCCGGCCUCUCUGUGAUUAUUCCUUACUUCAUUUAGUUAGUAGUAACCUGCUCCCGCCAAAGCAAACGUCUAAAAAAAAGUGAAUGAAUGAAAGAAUGGCAGCACUCGUAUCAAAAAAAAAUUGUACCUCGUCCCUUUGGGAGCAUUUCGGCUUUCAGCCAAAUGAAAAGGGGGAACCAGCCAAUUUAGAUGUGGCCAUCUGUAAAAUCUGCCGCAAAUCGGUUCAAGUUAAACGUGGAAAUACAACAAAUUUAAGGGCUCACCUAUCAAGCUACCAUCCAUCUAUUGCGGCGCGGAUUGCCACACAGGGUAGCGGAGCAGCUCAUGUCGGUGCUAGCCGACAGCUUGGAGUCGCCGAAGCCUUUUCUCGAGUCGGCAAAUACAGCAGAGACAGUGACAGACAUAAACGCCUAACAGGCGCUGUUACAAGGUAUCUAGUUGAGGAGAUGGUGCCGUUUUCCACUGUACAGAAACCUUCUUUCAAGUCACUGCUCGAGAAAUUUGAUAAGCAAUAUGAGUUGCCAGGAAAAACCUACUUCUCAGAAACUGCUGUGCCUAAAAUGUACAAUUCAGUAAGAGCAUCAGUUCAGAGUGAGCUCAGAAGUGUGGACUUUUUCUCUGCCACCACUGACAUGUGGUCAAGUGUGAACAUGACUCCUUACAUGAGUCUUACUGUUCAUUACCUGACCACAGACUGGACUCUAAAAUCACGCUGCCUCGAAACAGUGUUUAUGCCCCUGAAUCACACAUCUGACAACAUCGCAGAGGCUCUACGCAGCGCAUUUGAUGAGUGGUCCCUGGAUGAGAAGAAGCUGGCGUGCGUAACGACAGAUAACGGGGCAAACAUCGUGGCAGCAGUGAAACAAUUGGGCUGGACGUGGCUGAACUGCUUCGGACACAAUCUACACUUGGCAGUGACAAACGCAAUGGCAAGCGUUAAAGAUCGCACAUCGCGAGCAAUGGGCCAGUGCCAUACCUUAGUGGGUGCGUUCUCCCAGAGCUGGCUGAAGAGGAGGGAUCUGGCGAAAGCGCAAGCGGAGCUUCAAACCCCGCAGCACGUACUCAUAAUGGACUGUCCAACAAGAUGGGGCUCCAAACAAAAAAUGGUGGACCGAGUCUUGGAGCAAAUCCCCGCCAUAAAACGAGUUUUGGAUGAUCGGCGGCAUCAGCAUCUCAUCCCCAGCUGGCAGGACAUUGCCGUUUUGGAGUCGGUGAACGCGGCGUUAAAGCCAGCGGCUGAUUUUACGGAUCUGCUGUCUGGCGAGAACUACGUCACGGUCUCAUCAAUUAAACCUGUCCUGAAACUCCUCACGGAAGAUGUCUUAAAACCAUCAGACGAGGACACCACUCUGACCUCAGACAUCAAGCGGAAGAUGUGCAGUGUUCUCGAGGAGAAGUACAGACCAGCUGCUCUACAAGCAACUUUGGCAAAGUCCUGCUUGCUGGACCCAAGAUAUCGGGGCAACAAUUUUGAUGAGUAUGCGGAGGAGGAGACAAAGUGCGCGCUGAUCAAUGAAAUGUUGGACACGGAAGACAGAGAGAGCGGUGCCAGUGCGUCAGCUGCUGACCAGCCAGAGUCCUUGGUGCAGACAGCGGUGCCACCACCCACCAAAAAAAGAACGCUCGGAGACCUGCUGAAGUCACGGACAAGCACGUCUGCAACCGUCCCGAAGAGAGCCAGAGCCGACCUGGAGCUCACUCGCUACCUGCAGGAGGAACCCAUCGACUCUAAUGACAACCCCCUGGCAUGGUGGUGCAACAACCAGGAGAGAUUUCCCUUGCUCUCCAAAGUGGCACGCAAGUACAUGUGUAUUUGCGCAACAAGCACACCAUCCGAGAGGGUUUUCAGUGUCGCUGGAAAUGUUGUCACCCCUCUCAGAUCCUGUCUCAAACCGCAUAAGGUUAACAUGCUGGUUUUCCUUGCUCGUAACAAGGACAUGACCGAGUUAUAAAUCAUCGCGUGUGUGUGUGUGUGUGUGUGUGUGUGUGUGUGUGUGUGUGUGUGUGUGUGUGUGUGUGUGUGUGUGUGUGUGUGUGUGUGUGUGUGUGAGUGAAAUUGUAGUGCCUGGUUUCUCUUAUUUUGUAUAGGCUACUUAAUUUUUUACUUUAUUUAUUAUUUAUUUUAUUUUAUGCAUUUAAACGUUCAGCCUUCUCCUGAAUUUAGUUUUUAAGUUCAAUCAGGAGAAACAACUUGCAUCUGUGCCGUUACCGCCCUUUGAUCUGCAUUCAAUAAAUAAGAAGUGUUAUAAAAUUGCCUCGUCUUUUUUUUAAUAACCUUUUUUAAAUUAAGCAAUAAGCCCCAAGAGGC